Molecule: messenger RNA, 3798 nt
Organism: Dipodomys spectabilis (banner-tailed kangaroo rat)
Lineage: Eukaryota; Metazoa; Chordata; Mammalia; Rodentia; Heteromyidae
Gene: Stxbp1
Product: syntaxin binding protein 1
Exons: 19
Coding region: 159-1943 (594 amino acids)
Biological process (GO): intracellular protein transport; vesicle-mediated transport; neurotransmitter secretion
Cellular component (GO): plasma membrane; secretory granule
Molecular function (GO): syntaxin binding
Source: RefSeq, a predicted model, not a curated record
CGCGCCCCCGAGCCGAGUCCGCGCGUCAGUCGAUCCGGAGCGCGGCUGCGGGGCGGCGGGCUGCAGCCAGCAGAGCGCGCGGGUCUGGGGAGGAGGUGGUGGUAGUGUCCGCGAGCAUCGCCAGAGGAAAGUCGGAGCCCAGAGACUCACCCAGCGCCAUGGCCCCCAUUGGCCUCAAAGCCGUGGUCGGAGAGAAAAUCAUGCAUGAUGUGAUAAAGAAGGUCAAGAAGAAGGGGGAAUGGAAGGUGCUGGUGGUAGACCAGUUAAGCAUGAGGAUGCUCUCUUCCUGCUGCAAGAUGACGGACAUCAUGACCGAGGGGAUAACAAUUGUGGAAGAUAUCAACAAGCGCAGAGAGCCGCUCCCCAGCCUGGAGGCUGUGUAUCUUAUCACUCCGUCUGAGAAGUCUGUCCACUCUCUCAUCAGUGACUUUAAGGACCCGCCAACUGCUAAAUAUCGGGCUGCACAUGUGUUCUUCACUGAUUCUUGUCCAGAUGCCCUGUUUAAUGAGCUGGUGAAAUCUCGGGCUGCCAAAGUCAUCAAAACACUGACGGAAAUCAACAUAGCAUUUCUCCCAUAUGAAUCCCAGGUAUAUUCCCUGGACUCUGCUGACUCUUUCCAGAGUUUCUACAGUCCUCACAAAGCUCAGAUGAAGAAUCCUAUUCUGGAGCGUCUGGCAGAGCAGAUCGCAACCCUGUGUGCCACCCUGAAGGAGUACCCAGCUGUGCGGUAUCGGGGGGAAUACAAGGACAAUGCCUUGUUGGCUCAGCUAAUCCAGGACAAGCUCGACGCCUAUAAAGCUGAUGACCCAACAAUGGGGGAGGGUCCAGACAAGGCACGCUCCCAGCUCCUCAUUCUGGAUCGUGGCUUUGACCCCAGCUCCCCUGUGCUUCAUGAAUUGACCUUUCAGGCUAUGAGUUAUGAUCUUCUGCCCAUUGAAAAUGAUGUUUACAAGUACGAGACCAGCGGCAUUGGAGAAGCACGGGUGAAGGAGGUGCUCUUGGAUGAGGAUGACGACCUGUGGAUCGCACUGCGCCACAAGCACAUUGCAGAAGUGUCCCAAGAAGUCACAAGGUCUCUGAAGGAUUUUUCUUCUAGCAAGAGAAUGAACACUGGAGAGAAGACCACCAUGCGGGACCUGUCCCAGAUGCUGAAGAAGAUGCCUCAGUACCAGAAGGAGCUCAGCAAGUAUUCAACUCACCUGCACCUUGCUGAAGACUGUAUGAAGCAUUACCAAGGCACUGUGGAUAAACUCUGCCGGGUGGAACAGGAUCUGGCAAUGGGCACAGACGCCGAGGGGGAGAAGAUCAAAGACCCCAUGAGAGCCAUCGUCCCCAUCCUGCUGGAUGCAAAUGUCAGCACGUAUGACAAAAUCCGCAUCAUCCUUCUCUAUAUCUUUCUGAAGAAUGGCAUCACUGAGGAGAACCUGAACAAACUGAUCCAGCAUGCCCAGAUCCCUCCAGAGGAUAGUGAGAUCAUCACCAACAUGGCUCACCUGGGUGUGCCCAUCGUCACAGACUCCACUCUGCGCCGCAGGAGCAAGCCAGAACGGAAGGAGCGCAUCAGUGAGCAGACCUACCAGCUCUCACGAUGGACCCCAAUUAUUAAGGACAUCAUGGAGGACACUAUUGAGGACAAACUGGAUACCAAGCAUUAUCCAUAUAUCUCUACCCGCUCCUCUGCUUCCUUCAGUACCACUGCUGUCAGCGCCCGCUAUGGGCACUGGCAUAAGAAUAAGGCCCCAGGAGAGUACCGCAGUGGCCCCCGCCUCAUUAUUUUCAUCCUUGGGGGCGUGAGCCUGAAUGAGAUGCGCUGUGCUUACGAGGUGACUCAGGCCAAUGGCAAGUGGGAAGUGCUGAUAGGAUCCACGCACAUCCUCACCCCACAGAAACUGCUGGACACGCUGAAGAAACUGAAUAAAACAGAUGAAGAAAUAAGCAGUUAAAAAUCUAAGCUGCCCCUCCAAAACCCAGCCCCCUUCCCAGAGUGCUCCGCGGCUCCCCAGCGCCAUGCCUCAGUUUCUCUGCUGCCUCCCCAGCCCUGCACGCCCUGGCCACCCUCCCCGCGCUGCGGUCUCGUGAUUGAUAACGCCCUCUUCUCGUUUGAAGCAAAACAGAAUAAUGCAUUGUGUUUUUUAAAAAGAGUAUCUUAUAUAUGUAACUACAAGGAGCAGUUCACCUGCAAGCGCUGCGCCGCCAUUUUUGAACUCUAGACCGAAUGGACUCCUCGCCCUUAUUUAUGGUUCCGUGACCUUGUACAUAGCCCUCUGCAAACCCUGCAAACUGCUUGAGUAUGGAAAGGUAGAGUUUGGGUAUUUUCACAUUUUUGUUUUGGGUCAUUCCUAUCCUCCGUGGGAAUCAGCGGUGUCUAUGUUCUUAAAGUAUUUCACGCUGAGGAUUAUUAACCUGGCAUCUGCACUCCACUUGCUGCCCUUGCUGCCUCUUCUCGUCCAGAUAAGCCAGGAAGUGACAAUCAGGGCAUAGACACCUCGUGGGGCUGGAGCUGGAACUGGCCUCUUUUCUUCCCCCAGGAGCUUGUGCCCUGGUGAUCUACAGCAGUGGAUGAGGCUAAGGAUGUCCACAUGAAGCCAGGCUGGGUGCCAGCUGGUGCAUCCUGCUCAUUGCCUGGCAUUGUUUCCCAUGGCCACUGUGCUGUGACCCUGGGGGAGCCUCCCACCCCUACCCCCCACCCCACUCCCGCCUGUCACCGCCAAGACAGAAAGUGGGCUCCCACUGGAACCUGCUUGCCUCUGCAAAACAUGAGGCCUCCUGACCCUGUUGACUACCCCCUCCCCCCCCCCACAUCCCCCUAAACAACUCCUCUUCCCUAGAAGGGUCAGCCUGGGUAGCGUUCAUGGGGUAGGAAUGGACUGGAACAGACAGGCCCUGGUGGCUUCUGGUCAGAGAGCUUUUUCCAUGGAAAGGGUGCAGGCGCUCUGCCCUUCCCCCCGGGUGAUGCCAACGCUGACUCCACUCAGCAAGCGUGGUCGCGGUCUGUCAGACAAUCCUCAGUCUAAGAUACUUCAUAGUUCUUUAUUUUGUGUAGUAUGUGGUAAUGUCUUUGUGGUUGUAAGAAAAAAAAUGAUCAUUUUAUUCUCUGUAUAAAAAUGUAGCUGUAUAAAAUGUAGCUGUAAAGCAAAAGUUAAGAAGCAAGUGCUAGAAGGAUAUCUUAUCCUCAGGACUCAGCAGUUUCCUGGUCCCAGGAGCAAGCACACCACUUGUUCUGCUGCUGUUCUUGUGAAAAAAUAAUGACAGUGGAAGUCACAAAAAUGUCCCCUUGCCCAGCCCCCCGCCACCCUCUCCCUCCCGCAGACUGUGUAUAUUACUGCGUCUCGUACCUGUGGUGUUCGCCUUCCUUUUGAAAAUACGUUCUGCCUGCCCCGUUAGCUGCUCUGUGGCAUUCUCUUCUGGCUCCGAAAUCUCCCUCUGCACUCCCAUUAGUUUUCAGUCCUCUUCCUGUCACUCAGCCCCCCUUACAAAGUCUCAUUUCCUUAGGACAGAACUGUAGGAACCUGCAUUGGUUUGUUUCUCCCUGUCUGCUUAUUUUGUCCCCUCCAACCAAGCAAUGCUUAUGCUUCAGGACCUUGUUUUGUCAAACGUGGAUUUUCCUUUCUGUUAUUUAUAUAAAAAUAAUUUAUCAAAAGGUUAUUUAAAAAAAAAAAGCUAGUCUGUCUUGAAACUUGUUUACCUUGAAAUUAUCAGAAAUCUCAGUGUUUGAAAGUAUCGAAGCACAAACAUGUAUCAUCUCUGUACCGUUCUGUACUAAAGCACUCGAGUCUAAUAAAUAAAUCAGUGCCCAUG